Molecule: messenger RNA, 459 nt
Organism: Sphenostylis stenocarpa
Lineage: Eukaryota; Viridiplantae; Streptophyta; Magnoliopsida; Fabales; Fabaceae
Source: the annotation of a GenBank genome assembly
AUGAACGGUGGCGCCAAUCAUUUUAUCGAAGAUAACGGAAACGGAAGCGACUCUGAUGCGAAUUCCGAUGACGCGACGGAAUACUACCAGCCGAUCUCCGCCGUGGACGACGACGAGAGCUCCAAUGGUGGCGAGUUUAGGCAGCUGCCGAACGGAUUCUCCGUGCACAGCGUGACGGAGAACGGGAUCUCGUCUCUGGAUCUGAACGACGUCGUAGACAAGAGCAGCAGCGACGAAGAGGAGGAAGAGGACGAGAAAAGCGAAGAGGAGUUCGAUAGGGCAGUGAGAGAAGACGAUAACCGUCGGAACGCGCCACUCACGACGGAGAACGCGACGAGAGUGAUGGAGGCGAUGCGCGGAGUGUCGUUCGCCGGAGUGGUUCCGGAUUGGGCAGCUCGAGAUCCCGAUGAUCGCUGGAUUGAUCAGCUUCGUAGAUUGAGAAGAUCGCCAAACACUUGA